Molecule: messenger RNA, 1921 nt
Organism: Cladocopium goreaui
Lineage: Eukaryota; Dinophyceae; Suessiales; Symbiodiniaceae
Source: the annotation of a GenBank genome assembly
CUGAGAGCCUGGAGCCACGACUGCGCCAAUUCGCUACAACUUUUGGCCCAAGCAUCAAUUUCCGUGCGCAGAGCAUAGCGGCAUAGCGGGUGCUUUUUGCCCUCCAGGUCGUAGAAUCAUGGCUCGCGCACUUCAUCGCCUGCUGCCGCGGUUGGCCACUGCGCCAACCUUGUCCACCCGACAGCUGAACACAUCAGCAGCUAGGUCAGCAGCGAAGGUGAGCCCUGCAGAGCUCACCAAGAUCCUCAGCGAGCGCAUCGCCAACUUCAAGGACCAGGCGGAUGUCCAGGAAGUGGGCCGAGUGCUCUCAGUGGGUGAUGGUAUUGCUCGUAUCUAUGGCCUCAAGGGUGUCAAGGCCGGAGAAAUGGUUGAGUUCUCUAGCGGUUUGAAGGGCAUGGCUCUGAACUUGGAGACCGACAAUGUCGGUGUUGUCGUUUUCGGAGACGAUCGCGCCAUUGUGGAAGGCGACAGCGUGAAAUGCACCGGUACCAUUGUCGACGUUCCCAUUGGAGAGGAAUUGUUGGGCCGUGUUGUGGACGCCUUGGGAACACCAAUCGAUGGUGCGGGGCCAAUCAACACCAAGUCACGACGCCGUGUUGAGCUAAAGGCUCCUGGAAUCAUUCCACGACAGAGUGUGCACGAGCCCAUGACUACCGGUCUCAAGGCAGUUGACAGUCUUAUCCCUAUUGGCCGCGGCCAGCGAGAGCUCAUUAUUGGAGAUCGACAGACAGGAAAAACAGCCAUUGCCAUUGACACCAUCCUGAACCAGAAGGCUAUCAAUGCUUCCCCGGACAAGACAGCUCACUUGUACUGCAUUUAUGUGGCCGUAGGCCAGAAGCGAUCCACCGUCGCACAGCUCUUCGAGAUUCUUCGCAAAAACGAUUGUCUGAAAUAUACAACGGUCGUGGCUGCCACAGCGUCAGAUGCCGCACCUUUGCAGUUCUUAGCGCCAUACACUGGAUGCGCCAUGGCAGAGUACUUUCGAGACAACGGCAAGCAUGCCGUGAUUUUCUAUGAUGACCUGUCAAAGCAGGCAGUCGCCUACCGCCAGAUGUCGUUACUGCUUCGCCGACCCCCUGGCCGCGAGGCCUACCCAGGUGACGUUUUUUACUUGCAUUCCCGGCUUCUCGAGCGAGCAGCAAAGAUGAACGAGGAGACCCAUGGUGGAGGCUCCCUCACGGCCCUGCCCGUCAUUGAGACACAAGCUGGCGAUGUGAGCGCCUACAUUCCCACGAAUGUCAUCUCCAUUACGGAUGGGCAGAUUUUCCUGGAGACAGAGCUUUUCUACAAGGGAAUUCGCCCAGCUGUGAACGUCGGUCUCUCCGUGAGCCGCGUCGGCAGUGCAGCUCAAAUUAAAGCCAUGAAGCAGGUGGCUGGCACUUUGAAGUUGGAACUGGCGCAGUAUCGUGAGGUUGCGGCCUUUGCUCAGUUCGGUUCUGAUCUAGACGCAGCAACACAGCAUCAGCUGCUGCGAGGUGGCAUCCUGACAGAACUGCUGAAGCAGAAACAGUUUGUGCCCAUGACCACAGCAGAGAUCAUCGUCUCUCUCUGGGCUGGCACUCGAGGCUACCUUGACAAGGUGGCCACGAAGGAAAUUCUUCGAUUUGAAGCACUUUGGUUGAAGCACUUCAAGGACACUCGUGGCGAUGUGCUCAAGGAGAUUAUGGAGAAGAAGCAGAUCACUCCAGAGAUCGAAAACGGUAUUAAGUCGGCCAUGGAUGAGUUCCUCACCAUGAAUGAGUUUGAGAGCCGAGCGUCUUAAACAGGUUACACGAGCGUUGAAGCUGCAGAACGGGCAACUGAACGCGCAGUGUUUGUUUGGGCUGACAGACCAGAUUGUCACGGCAUGCUUGACAACAUCCAGGAAGGCAACAGAUGGACAAACGGCCGCAAAAAUGUUUGUUUGCGGUGUCAACCCAGC